Molecule: messenger RNA, 2949 nt
Organism: Jaculus jaculus (lesser Egyptian jerboa)
Lineage: Eukaryota; Metazoa; Chordata; Mammalia; Rodentia; Dipodidae
Gene: Fastkd2
Product: FAST kinase domains 2
Exons: 13
Coding region: 821-2872 (683 amino acids)
Biological process (GO): mitochondrial RNA processing; regulation of mitochondrial mRNA stability
Cellular component (GO): mitochondrial matrix; ribonucleoprotein granule
Molecular function (GO): RNA binding
Source: RefSeq, a predicted model, not a curated record
CGAGGGAGACCGCGGUAAAAGCAUUAUGAUUUGAAUGCUUUUCGUUUCGGUCCACAAUCAUACAUCGCCUUUCUAAUAAACUCAGCGGCCUCCAGCGUCCCUCGACUCUGUCGGGAAGACAAGUUAUUCUCACCGGGGACGCCCUGUUCCCGCUCCAGGAAUGAGCGAAGGCCACCGCGCACACUUUUUGGCCUUUGAAGGAACUCGUAGCGCCUCGCAUCACGUGGAGCGCCCGGGCAGCUGUCAUGGCGGUGCCUGUGUCUGGCCACGGGGCUCGGCGGUAAGGUGAGUGGACGGCUAGAAGGACGCAGCGGCUGGCAGUCUCGUGCCUGGUCUUUUUGCGCUGCGGAGGAAGGUGUGAGGAGUGGUCCCGGCUCUGAGUUCAGCAUGCUGAGUGGCGCAGUGGAGGGAGGAAGCUGGUUCCGGGAGCCUGGCGAGGCCGGCACCGGGCACUUUACUUUCGUGUCUGCUUCCUCUUCUGAGCCGGCCCAAGUCCGUGUUCUUCGCUGUGGGGAUUCGGCCGCUCCUCCGUCAUCACGUUAAAGUAUCAGUCAGUGUUAUAUUUCAGUAAACAUCUCCAAGGCAGUGUGAACACGGAUCCCCGCCGCAGAAGCUUUAGGGAACAUUUCCACCAGACCCCUGCGUGCGCGCGCGCGUGUUCUGUGCACCUGGAGCUUUGCGAGGCUGCCCACUGAGCUAGAGGGACCCACUGAGCCAGAGGGAUCCUCCUGUCAGUCCUUCUCAGCACUGGGGUUGCAGGUGACUUUUGUUUCAUCUUGAGAACAUUAAGCUACUUGACAGUGGUUCAGAGGAUAGCAAAAUGAGUAACAAGGCAAGUUCACUUCUUUGGAACCUCAAACGAUUCAGUACUUUAAUCCCAAGAAGCAAAACUUUGAGGCUACAUCCUUUGGGAUUUUGCAGACCAAAAAUUGUCCAUUUAAGCUGGAACCUAAGAAAUCUUCUGUUAAAUGAUUUUGAUGUUGGAAGAGGACCACCUGUUAGAUAUCUCUUUCAUGAUGCAUUUAUUUUGAAAGCAGAUGAUGGUUGCGCUCAAACCAAAGGCUUACACAGUGCUGCAGACUUUAGAGUUGACAGAAUGCUUUGUCCUAGAAGACUGUCCUUUGACUCAAAACAUUCUCUUGUCAGUGAUAGAACAGUGACUUCCAAUGAGGGCAUGCUGUCCAAAGGAAUAAGACCAACCCCUGUAAGUCGUAGAAAAGUGUUUGAGCAGUGUAAUUCCCUAAGUGAUGUGUUGGAUAUGUUUUCAAAAGCACCUACAUUUCCUAGUAGUAACUAUUUCUCAGCAAUGUGGACAAUUGCCAAAAGAAUGUCUGAUGACCAGAAGCGCUUUGAAAAACAACUGAUGUUCAGUCAUCCUGCAUUUAACCACCUGUGUGAGCAGGUGAUGAGAGAAGCCAAGAUUAUGCACUAUGACCACCUGCUGUUCAGUCUCCAUGCCAUGGUGAAGCUUGGAGUUCCUCAGAAUACUCUUGUGGUGCAGACUUUGCUGAGGAUGAUUCAGGAACGCAUCAAUGAGUGUGAUGAGAGAAGUCUUUCGAUUUUAUCAACUCUGUUAGAGGCAAUGGAGCCAUGCAAUAAUGUGCAUGUUCUUCGAGCAGGACUGAGGAUACUAGUCGAUCAAAAAAUUUGGAAAAUAGAACGUGUUUUCACAUUACAAACUGUGAUGAAAUACAUUGGAAAAGAUACACCAGUUGCUCUUAAAAAGAAAUUGGAGAUGAAAGCCUUAAGGGAAUUGGACAGAUUUUCCCUUUUGAAUAGCCAGCGCAUGUUUGAAGUACUGGCUGCCAUGGACCACCGUUCUGUGGUACUUCUGGAUGAAUGCAGUAAGAUGGUCAUAGAUAAUAUCCAUGGAUGUCCUUUUAAAAUACUGAUGAACAUAUUGCAGUCCUGCAAAGACCUUCAGUACCGUAAUUUAGAUCUCUUUAAGGGAAUAGCAGAUUAUGUGACUACAACUUUUGAUGUUUGGAAGCUGAAACAAGUUAUUUUUCUCCUCAUCUCAUUUGAAAAUCUUGGCUUUCGACCUGUUGAUUUGAUGGACAUGCUUAUGAAGAAAAUAGUAGAGGAACCUAAAUGCCUAAACACGAAAAACAUCCUCUCUAUUAUUCACGUGUACUCUUCUCUCAAUCACUGCUCUGGAAACCAGAACAAAGAGUUCCUAGAAGUUAUGGCCAGUGGACUGACUGGUUGUCUUCACCACAUCUCUUCUGAAAAUCUAUUGAAUGCUGUGUAUUCAUUUUGCUUGAUGAAUUAUUUCCCCCUGGCUCCUGCUAAUCAGCUUCUCCAAAAGGGUGUAAUCAAUGAGCUACUGACAUCAGGUGACAGAGAGAAGAAUGUUCAUAAGCUUCAUGUUUUGGAUACUUGUCUGAAACUUGAUGAGACUGCUUAUCACAAAGCUAUAGACAUACAGUUGCCACAGCCACCAUUGCCACCAUCCUAUCCAAACACAAAGGUUUCAGAGGUGCUGAGAAGCCUUCUGGGAGGUGACGAAUGCUUCUUGAAAAAUGUGCAGUUGCCACAUAACUAUUGCAUUGAUUUUGAAAUCAGAAUGGAUUCUAACAGGAGCCAAGUGCUUUCAUUUUCUGACACAGACGUAACUUCUGCUACACAUAUCCAAAGAGUAGCUGUGCUGUGCAUUCCUCGAUCUCUUUAUUGUUGGAAUUCAAGCCACCCCAAAGGAUUUCUUGCUAUGAAAAUGCGGCAUUUGAAUAUAAUGGGUUUUCAUGUAGUCCUGGUCCAUAACUGGGAAAUAGAAAAGCUAAAGAUGGAAGAUGCAGUCUCACUUUUGAAGACCAAAAUCUAUUCAGUUGAAGCCCUUCCUACUUCUGAUGUAAAUUUGCAAAGCACAUAUUAAAGUAAAAGUCAACCUUAUCGUAUUAGGACAUCUGCAUUUGUAAAAAUAACCAAUAAAGGCUGCAAUUCAGUUAUCGA